This is a messenger RNA of Sodiomyces alkalinus F11, 2259 nucleotides long. RefSeq names its product cytochrome P450. The record is from RefSeq and is a predicted model, not a curated record. The coding region runs from base 383 to 2086 and encodes 567 amino acids. Gene Ontology annotation, molecular function: monooxygenase activity; heme binding; oxidoreductase activity, acting on paired donors, with incorporation or reduction of molecular oxygen. Lineage: Eukaryota; Fungi; Ascomycota; Sordariomycetes; Glomerellales; Plectosphaerellaceae. The transcript is spliced from 3 exons.
CGGACGACAACGAAAGUCGUUUGAAACGUUGGUCAAGUUCCGAACAGCGGAUAGCUCGGGCGUUUUGCGGGGUCGAGCAGAAACGCUGCUGUUGCUGCAGCCCUCAGCUCUCGAUGUAACCCAGAGGCGUUCACGGUCACCCUCGGGCUGGUUCCAACCCCCGAUGCCCAGUGGUGGUUGGUCGUUCUCAACUCUCCACUUGUCCUCUGAUCCUUCUACUCGUCGUCCAAUUUUUAUUAUAUUUUUUGGUUAUCGUCUCGGAAUGAUGAUAACAGCAUCUUGUCAACUCCCGGAUUGUCAUUGACCUGCUACAGUAGCGGUUCUUCACCAUCCUCCUCCACGAAUACACGUAACACAGCUGUCGCAACUCGCAUUCACCGCCAUGGCCGAUCAUCAACUCAGCCUGCGGGCACAGCUUCUCGAUUGCCUCACCAUCGGCCGUGUCAUCCUCUCCAUCAUCCUCUUCUUCAUCGGCUCUUUCGUGCUCGACUACACAUGGAGGCCCAGCUAUCCCUCUUCCAUUCCCAUGGUGGGCCAUGGAAGGGGUCUUGUCAACACCAUCCGCAACAUCGCCAACUACAUGUUCCAUUACCGUGAAUGGGUCAUUGAAGGCUACGAGAAGCAUUCCAAAUCCGAUCGUGCCUUCAUCAUCCCCGCCUCUCUCUCCCGCCCGCACGACAUCGUCCUCCCCCGGUCCCAGACCGCAUGGCUCCUCGAGCGCCCCGACCACAUCGUCUCGGCCCACGAAGCCCACAACGACGUCCUCUACUCCGACUACAAUCUCCUCGGCCGAGAAAACGCCCGCACCACCUGGUACAACCGAGUGAUCCACAAGUUCCUCGCCCGCAACCUCCCCGUGCUGGUCCCUGGUCUCGACCAAGAAGUCUCCCACUCCGUCGACGUUGCCUUCGGCGCCGGCACCACGCCCGACGAUUACAAGGAGGUGAACCUCUGGAACGCCUGGCUGGGCGUCGUCCCGCAGGUCACCAACCGCAUGCUCGUCGGCCGGGACAUUUGCCGCAACGAAGAGUUCAACAAGAGCAUGGUGGCCUUCGUCGACGCCUUCGUCCUCAACUGCCUCAUCCUCAACCUGAUUCCCAAGAUCCUCCACCCCGUCUUCGGCCGCCUGGUCACCACCCCGAACUGGUGGCACUGGCGGAAAGCCACCAAGCACAGCGUCCCCGUCAUCGAGAAGCGCCUGCGCGACUUUGCGCGCAAGGAGGCAGGGGACCCGGCCUACGACUCGUGGACCCCGCCCGAGGACUUCAUCACCUGGACCAUCCGGCUCGCCAAGGCCGAAAACGCCACGGCCGAACUCGACCCGUACACCAUCUCCAAGCGCCUCCUCCCCAUCCAGUUCGCCGCCAUCCACACCACCGUCCUCACGGGCCACGGCGUGCUGCUGGACCUCCUGUCGUCCGACCCGGCGGACGGCGUCCUGGAGGGCCUCCGCGAGGAAGCGGCGCGCGUGCUCGCCGAGGACGGCGAAGACGGGCAAGACGGGCAAGACGGGCAGGGCGGCGGGCGGCGCUGGACCAAGAACGCGCUGGCGCGCCUGUACCGCCUCGACAGCGCCAUCCGCGAGUCGCAGCGCGUCAGCAACUUCUCCGCCACCCUCGUCGAGCGCAAGGUCGUCGCCCCCGAGGGCCUGACGAACCCCGCCGAGGGCUGGCAUGUGCCCCAGGGCGCCUACCUCACGUUCAAUCUCCAGGGGCUGCACCACGACCCGGAGCUCUACGACCGGCCUGAGGAGUAUGAUGCGUUUCGGUUCAGUCGGCCGCGCGAGGCGUACGAGGCCCUCCCCGCGGAGAAGAAGGAUCCGGAGGAGGGGUUGCGGUUGAAGAAGUUGGGCAUGGUUACGACGGGGGAUGCGCAUUUGGCUUUUGGGCAUGGUCGGCAUGCUUGCCCCGGCCGGUUUUUCGUUGCCCAUGAGCUGAAGAUGGUAAUUGCCCACCUCCUGCUCAACUACGAUCUCCGCCACUUGACUGGCGAACGUCCGAGGCCGAAGUGGGUUGGGGGGACCAUCAUUCCACCUACGGAGGCUACCAUCCAAAUCAAGAAGAGGAAGGCGGCCACAGCAGCAUAAACCAACUGCUGAGGCCGGUUCUGUCGCAUGGGAUGUACGAUAAUGAUUUAAUGUCCCUUUAUUUCGAGCUAGCGAGUUUUCUUCAGGAUUGCCUAGAUACCAUUCAUCUAAUGCAGAUUUUAUGAUUGCUCUCUUUUUGCGUAAAUGAGAGUUAUUCUAUUCACUACCGCAAC